Molecule: messenger RNA, 2701 nt
Organism: Rubroshorea leprosula
Lineage: Eukaryota; Viridiplantae; Streptophyta; Magnoliopsida; Malvales; Dipterocarpaceae
Source: the annotation of a GenBank genome assembly
AGCGGCCGAAUCUCCUCAAUUUACUCCUCCGUUAUUUCCUCACAGAAAUCAACGAUUUACAUCCACUCCCUCCUCCUUCUGAGAAACUACCAAGAAAACAAAGGAAAGAGGAAGCAAAAGAAAAAAGAAAAAAGAAAAAAGAAAAAAAAUGUCGCCAUUGAUCCCUUGUUAACUUGGGAAGAAGGAAAGGGAACAUUAUUUUUUUUUUCACCACCAAUUGCAUGAUGGUGCAAGCCUCCGGCGGAAAUCUACAGUGCAUUAACUUUGUAUCGCCGGACAUGGUGAAUGAAUGGACCAAGUUUGUACCUCUCAUUUUGAUGUAUGUUCUUAGCAGGAUCGCCCACCAUAUUCUAAGACCUCUGUCCCAACCUUACAUAACUUCUGAUAUUAUUAUUGGACUUUGUAUGGGCGCCUUACAACUAGUUCGGAAGUCACUUGGGGAUCAAAUCAUUUUGAUUUUAGAAAACAUAGCCGAUUUUGGGAUGAUUUGUUACAUGUUUGUGUUGGGUUUGGAAAUGGAUCCUUUCGUUAUCUUUAAGCCGCCAAUGCGGGACGCCAUGCUGGCUUACGCUGGGAUGCUGACCACCUUGAUAUUAGCCUGCGCCAUAACCCCAUGGUUGCAUUACUCCCUUGAUCCCGAUGUUAUCCGAUUUACCCUCUGCCUCGCCGUCAGCCUCUCUGGCAAUGGCUCUCACGUCCUCACUCGCCUCAUAACCAAUCUCAAAAUUGGCAAAUCCGAUGUAGGAAAGCUCGGGAUUGGAGCAGCGGUGCACUCCGAUAUGAUCACCAUGCUUCUCCUUUCGAUUGGCUUUGUUCUGUUUCCACCAGGGUACCUCACCACCACCCCCCAAGAACGCCUCAAGGACACCAUCAAAAUGGGUUCGGCGCUGAUGAUCCAAACCAUUUUGGCAGCAAAACUUUCUCCAAUUUUCAUGAAUUGGGUUAACAACGAAAAUCCUGAAGGAAAGACCCUCAAAGGUUCACAUCUCGUGCUCUCUAUGGCUUUCAUGGUCAUAAUCUGCAGCUGCGCUCCAUGGUAUGGAUACAGCCCCUUCAUGAGUGCGUUCAUGGCGGGACUCUUCUUGCCAUCGGAAGGGAGAAUAUCGAAAUGGGCAAUCAGUAAAAUCAAUUACACGUUGACCAUACUCUUCUAUCCUCUCUUCUUCUUGUGGAUUGGGUGUAGACUUGAUUUAGGUGCUUUUAAAGGGCUCAAACCAAUUACCUGGGCAAAUUUUUUUAUCCUGUUACUCAUAACAACGCUCGGAAAAGUCGUUGGAACUGUCAUCUGCGGUAUUAUGUUGGGUUUCCAUUGGCCGGAGUUGAUCUCGCUUGGAUUGCUUUUAACGGCCAAGGGCCAUUUCCAUGUAUACUUUGGCGUCUAUGCUUUCAGGAAACAAAGUAUAGAUAACACAACCAGCUUAUCGAUGUUGUUCGUUGUGUUCUUAUCGGUGGUGCAAAUACCGUUCCUCGUGAACUGUAUCAUCGAACGUGCGAGGCAACGGGUCCCGAUUCACCGGAUGGCGCUCCAGUGGCUAGAACCGACAUCGGAACUCCGAAUCUUGCUCUGCUUUCAUGGCCCUCAUAACGUUCCUUCUUUAAUUAACUCCACGGAAAUUUCCAGGGGGAGACCGAACCCGGGGAUUGUUGUUUAUGUGACCGACAUGAUUGAACUGACAGACGAAAUCGCCGCCACACUGGUGAGAAACAAUGAAGGGGCGAAAACCCCCACCGUGACUGACAAGUCAGUAACGGAGAUGAGAGACCAAGUUACCCAUAUGUUCCAAUCAUAUGUGGAUGAAAAUGGCGAAGGAAUCACCCUCCGCCGAAUGCUAGCUCUGUCGACCUUCAAUGACAUGGCCCAAGAUAUCAGUGCUUUAGCAGAGGACUUGAUGGUGUGCCUCAUCAUCUUGCCAUUCCACAAGAAUAUGAACGCCGAUGGGACACUAGACGGGGGCCAUCCUGGGUUUAGAUAUGUCAAUCGUAAGCUUCUUAGGAAUGCCAAAUGUUCAAUCGGAAUUCUGGUCGACAGAGGAUUCGGAUCGGUACAAAAAAUAUCAAAAGCAUCGCCUCUUAUGGUGGCUAUCAUUUUCAUUGGUGGGAAAGAUGAUCGGGAGGCAUUGACCUAUGCUGGUCGAGUAGCUUGGCAUCCAGGAGUGAAGCUCACAGUGAUAAGAUUUCUAGUAGAUAAAAACUCAGAAAACGCACCGAGGAGAGUGAACCGAAGGGCAAGUGUGGCGGAGCAAGAAGAAGAGAUGAAGCUUGAUGAUGAGAGCUUCGCCCUUUUCUAUGAGAGAUACAUAGCAGGAGGGAAUGUUGCUUAUACUGAGAAGCAUCUUGCUAAUUCAUCUGAGACCUUCAACACGCUCAGGUCACUGCAAGAGCAGGAGUACUCGCUUAUCAUUGUAGGGCAAGGUGGGAGGGUGAAUACAGUAUUGACAAUGGGACUUAAUGAUUGGCAGCAAUGUCCAGAACUGGGUCCUGUGGGAGACGUUCUUUCAGGGUCUGGUAUAUCCAGCAAGACCUCCAUUUUGAUAAUCCAACAACAGAGUUUAAAAGGACAACUAGAUGGUCUCAGCGAUGAGUUCUCCAUCAUGUAAAUGUCAGUCCUGUCACAAUAGUUUUUAAACUUUAGGGUGCCAGUAUGAACCAGAUUACUUCUAGAUUGUAGUUGAUAGAUAGGUGAUAAAAGAUUUGUCAUCCU